AAAACAAAUCCAACAAAAAUAACACCGUAAACAAAUUAUAAUAAAUUAUUACAUUUUCCAUUUAAUUUAUUUAAAAACGCAAUUUAACUUCAACUUAAAUCAACUCGUAAUUAGUCCAAGUCCUAAUUAUAAUCAAGCCAAGUCCAAGGACUAAAUUUAACCGACAAACAGCUGUUGGUAAAUUUUUGUUUACCAAAAAUAUAAAAUUUAUUAAAAUAUAUAUGUUUGCAGGUCAUAGAUGCUCAUACGCAUAGCAACUGAGAAAAUUCUGUUUACUCACAAGACUCUCAGGAUAUCUCUUCAAGCUGUUUGCAAAUUUAGCACAUCCAACACUUUAAAAAGUAAUCGUAUGGACAGAUUCGCACUUCCAAAACGAUUCCAAGGAAGUACAACAAGUGUUUGGAAUGAAUAUGUUCCUCUCGCAUUAAAGUACAAACCCCUUAACUUAGGACAAGGUUUUCCGGACUUUGCUGCCCCCGAAUACGUGACAGACGCUUUGAGUAAAAUUGCCGCAAGUGAAAAUCCACUAAUGAAUCAAUAUACUCGAGGAUUUGGCCAUCCACGGCUCGUUCAAGCUUUGUCGAAGCUUUAUUCUAAGCUAGUUGGACGUGAUAUCGAUGGAAACACUGAGGUAAUGAUUACUUGCGGCGCUUAUGAAGCUCUCUUCUGUGCCAUUCUGAGUAAUGUCGACGCUGGCGACGAGGUCAUCAUAAUCGAACCCUUUUUCGAUUGCUACGAACCCAUGGUGCGAGCGGCCGAUGGGGUUCCUCGAUUCAUUCCGCUAAAACCUACUAAAAGCGAUGGUGUGAUAACAUCUGCCGAUUGGGUUUUGGAUGAAAAAGAGUUGGAGAAACUUUUUAACGAAAAAACCAAAGCCAUCAUCAUAAAUACCCCACACAAUCCUAUCGGAAAGGUUUUCAAUCGUGAGGAAUUGGAAAAAAUUGCCGAACUGUGUAAGAAAUGGAAUGUGCUUUGCAUUUCUGACGAAGUCUACGAAUGGCUAGUCUUUGAUAAGGCCGAACACAUCCGCAUGUGUACGCUUCCAGGCAUGUGGGAACGAACUGUGACUAUAGGUUCAGCUGGGAAGACUUUUUCAGUUACCGGGUGGAAGAUUGGCUGGGCAUAUGGACCUUCAAAUUUGAUAAACAAUCUUCAAAUGGUGCAUCAGAACUGCGUAUUCACUUGUGCCACUCCUCUGCAGGAGGCUGUUGCUCAAGGUUUUGAAUUGGAAAUGACUCGUUUAGAUUCGCCUGAGUGUUAUUUCAAUUAUUUGCCAAAAGACUUGAAAAAGAAGCGCGAUUAUAUGGCAAAGUUUCUGGAAGAAGCUGGCAUGAAGGCUACUAUUCCCGAUGGAGGAUACUUUAUGCUGGCCGAUUGGUCCAGUUUAGAGAACAAAGUUGAUAUGGCUUCAGAAACUGACAAAUACCGAGACUACCGAUUCACCAAAUGGAUGACCAAGAAUAUGGGUCUGCAGGGAAUACCUCCAAGUGCGUUUUAUAGUGAGAAAAACAAACCGCUGGCGGAAAAUUAUGUUCGUUAUUGUUUUAUGAAGAAGGAUGAAAAUUUGGAAAAAGCCGAAGAAGUUUUCAAGAAAUGGAAGUGAAUGUUAAGCUUCUUGUUUUCUAUUUCUUUUUUCACUUGAACUUAUAUAACCAACUUUUAUAAUGAUAUUGGAAAUAUAAAGUAACACAUGAA
Messenger RNA from Eupeodes corollae, 1695 nucleotides. It is a transcript of the gene Kyat, whose product is annotated as kynurenine aminotransferase. The coding region runs from base 239 to 1603 and encodes 454 amino acids. Gene Ontology annotation, biological process: biosynthetic process. Gene Ontology annotation, molecular function: L-kynurenine:2-oxoglutarate transaminase activity; pyridoxal phosphate binding. Lineage: Eukaryota; Metazoa; Arthropoda; Insecta; Diptera; Syrphidae. The record is from RefSeq and is a predicted model, not a curated record. Gene Ontology annotation, cellular component: mitochondrion; cytoplasm. The transcript has 6 exons.